AUGAGUAGUUAAGAUCUUGAAUUUGUGUAGGAGAAUUUGUAAAUUCUAAUCAAGAGUGUCUAAGAGCUAUAAAAUUAAUUUUAGGGGAAGGGUAAGGAAUGAUAUUCAUAUUUAGAGAACCAAGAACAAAUUUAAAUAGUAACUAUUGAUGCAUAUACAAAAUAUAGAAUAAACAAAAAUGUCAAAAGUUAAUAGAUGCAUUAACGAUCAAAUUUAAAUAAGGCAAAUUCAAUAAAUCUGAAAAUAUGACAAUUUAAAUUCUCAAAAAAGAAUAUGCCAAGGUACCUUUUAACAAUAACAUAUCAGCAACAAAAUAUUUUUAUUGAAAUCACAAAGUCAAUAAGAAAUCCCAAAUAGUUAAACUCAAAUGAGGGAAGAGAACUAGAAAUGCAAAAUGCGAGUAAAAUUAUUUCCUUAAUAAAGAGAAAAUUAAUGGAAAACCCACUUAUGUUUAUGAUGAAGAUACCAAUUAUGAUGAGGAAGAUUCAGGAGAAAAGGGACCAAAUUUGGAGUAAUUGUCAGAAAUGGAAGUCCAUCCCGAUAUUUAACAUAAGGCCAUGUUGAUUCAAGAGCAAUAAGAAGAAAUAGAUUGUAUAUUUGUUUUGCUAAGUAAGAAAUUCAAAAGGAUGCCUUGGAAGUUCUCAAAAUCUAAACUGAAGUGGCUCGAGUCGUGGUGGAUUAAGGUAAGAUGCUUGAUGUUGCUGAAAAUAACAUCAAUGUAUCAAACAAAAAUGUCAAAGAAGUAGUAGUUGAAUUAGAAGGAGUAAAUUUCAUAACGUUAUAUUCUUUAGGCAAAGGUAGAACACAAAUAAUACAUGAAAAAACUUGGUGGAGCUAUAUGCAUUAUCCUUAUUGUAGUGGCAGUUAUUGUAGUUUGUGUAAAGUUAAUAUGA
Molecule: messenger RNA, 893 nt
Organism: Paramecium octaurelia
Lineage: Eukaryota; Ciliophora; Oligohymenophorea; Peniculida; Parameciidae
Source: the annotation of a GenBank genome assembly